AUGGUGAGUCUACUGUCUGCCUGUUCAACUCUCUAUAAUUAUGGAGUUGGAAGGUUCCUUUUGGCUUCUAUCGAUGUUAACAAGAUCCCUUUGAAUGCAAUCUUGGUUACUACUCUCAUAGACAUGUAUUCUAAGUGUGGGAAUGUGGAGAAAGCUUGGAGAAUCUUUGAUGGUGUUUCUUGUAAGAAGCUGCCUCCUUGGAACGCCAUCAUUACUGGAUAUGUGCAACAUGGACUUUUUGAGGAAGCAAUUGAUUUAUAUUCAAAACGUGGUAAAAUCGAUGAUACUUGUUUGGUUUUUAUCAAGACGAGUGAGAAAGAUGUAGCCUCGUGGAAUGCCAUGAUACUGAUGGAGAGGACUGGUUUGCAGCCCAAUGAUGUCACAUUCAUUGGAGUUUUAUCAGCUUGUAACCACUCAAGAUUGGCUGGGCAUGUCGAAGAAGCAUAUGAAUUGGUCCAAAACACGAUAAUUCCACAUGAUUCAAUAAUCUGGGGUACUUUACUAAGUUAUGGAAUCAUCCAUCGGAAUCUUGGACCGACUGAUACAAUCAGUGAAACAAUAACGACAUUGCAGGAUCCCAAUAUGGGUUUAUGCAUUCUGUUGUUGAACAUUUAUGCUUCUGCAAGAAGGUGGCAGGAGAGUGGUGCCGUACUUCAAUUUGUGCCCUUUCAAAGUGCUGUUGAUGAGGCUUUCUGGCAUAGAUUAUCAUCCUUGAAACUCAACAAACUGGGCAUUGAUGAUUCCCCAAUUUCAAUCACCGGUUCCUAUGCGCCAUGCUCACGUUCUCAAGUAUCAAAUCAUUCAACUCUUCUUGCUGAAUCAUUGCCUCCUGAACCAAGUGAGCAAUCAUCAACUCCGCCGAUAAGUCGUGGGAAUAGGAAUAAAUGCUCUGUUCUAGGCAUCCUUUAUAACACAAAUACAUUGGAGAGUUUCCAUGCCCUUGACGAACAAAUUUUGCUAAAGGCUGAAAAGUAG
Messenger RNA from Vitis vinifera (wine grape), 975 nucleotides. RefSeq names its product pentatricopeptide repeat-containing protein At1g08070, chloroplastic. Gene Ontology annotation, biological process: RNA modification. The transcript has 4 exons. Lineage: Eukaryota; Viridiplantae; Streptophyta; Magnoliopsida; Vitales; Vitaceae. Bases 1 to 975 code for a protein of 324 amino acids. Gene Ontology annotation, molecular function: RNA binding; protein binding. The record is from RefSeq and is a predicted model, not a curated record.